Molecule: messenger RNA, 1527 nt
Organism: Penicillium egyptiacum
Lineage: Eukaryota; Fungi; Ascomycota; Eurotiomycetes; Eurotiales; Aspergillaceae
Source: the annotation of a GenBank genome assembly
AUGUACACUUUUUCUGUCUUACUGAACCUAGUACUAUUACCCCAAUUGUCAUUCAGCAUGGGCGACGACAGAUAUUACACUUUGGCCGAAGGCCGCCCCUUUGCAAGCAACAGCACGGCAGUUCUGAUGCGGAAUAGACAGGGCGGCGGGCUCGGAUUGCUUCAAGAUACCCAGCUCAUUGAGACCUUGGCCCAUUUCUCUCGCGAGAGAAUCCCGGAGCGAUCUUAUGGCGAGUUCGAAGCCACCCGCGAUUGCUCCGACUUUACCUGCGCUAGCUUCCUCAACAAGGUCGGAAAGAAAACAUCGGUGCUUCAGCGCGUGUCAACCAUCGGGCCCGAGUCAGGAUCUGCUGAUACCUCUCGCGAUGUGCACGGGUGGUCAAUGAAGCUCUACACAGACGAGGGAAACCUGGACUGGGUUUUCAACAACAGUCCGGUCUUUUUCAUUCGCGAUGCGAUCAAGUUCCCAUCAAUGAACCGCUCCCAUAAGAGGCACCCCCAAUCCCAUCUUCCUGACGUAAACAUGUUCUGGGAUUUUCACGUCGGCAACCCUGAAGGCAUACAUCAACUUAUGAUCCUAUUCAGCGACCGCGGUACUCCAAAAUCGGUUCGCCACAUGAAUGCGUACAGUGGACAUACAUAUAAGUUCACCAAGGCAGAUGGCUCAUUUAAAUAUGCCAAAAUACACAUCAAAACGCAGCAAGGAAUACAGAAUUUCAGCCGCGAAGAAGCUGCCAAGGUUGCCGGAGAGAACCCUGACUAUAUGAUCCAGGACAUGUUUGAUGCCAUCGAGAGAGGCGACUACCCUGUUUGGAAUAUCUACGUCCAGUUGAUGAGCCCCGAAGAGGCCGAGAAAUAUGAAGUGAAUAUCUUCGAUAUUACCAAGGUCUGGGCACAUAAGGAUUUCCCUCUACAGCAUAUUGGUCGUCUUACUAUGAACCGCAACCCGCAAAAUUAUUUCGCAGAUAUUGAGCAGGCUGCAUUUUCGCCAUCGACGAUGGUUCCGGGAUUCGCUGCGUCUGCUGAUCCAACACGACUCUUCGCGUACCCCGACGCGGCCCGUUACCGACUCGGGGUGAACUACCAGCAACUCCCAACCAACGCUGCCAAGGCCCAAGUCUACUGCCCUUUCCAGAGGGACGGAAGGAUGCGACUUGACGACAACUAUGGCGGGGACCCUAAUUACGUUGGCUCCUCGAUCAAGCCCACUAAGUUCUACCAAGAUGUGAAAGGAUCAAACCCUGUAGCAUUGUCCCUACAUACCGAUCAUGAAAAGUGGGUGGGAGAGGUUUCGGCCUACACCAGCGAGAUCACCGAUGCAGACUUUGUCCAGCCCGCAGCAUUGUGGGACAUUAUUUGCCGGGAGCCUGGUCACCAGGACAGGCUUAUUGAGAAUCUUGUCCUCAGCAUCAAGGGGGUUAAGUACCCGGAAUUGCGCAAAGGUGUCUAUAGCCUUUUUAGUCGUGUCAACAAGGACCUUGGGUUGAUGUUGGGAGAGCGUACCGAAGCAGCAAUCAAGGCCACAUGA